Messenger RNA from Folsomia candida, 4420 nucleotides. RefSeq lists its product as uncharacterized. The coding region runs from base 1652 to 4084 and encodes 810 amino acids. Lineage: Eukaryota; Metazoa; Arthropoda; Collembola; Entomobryomorpha; Isotomidae. The record is from RefSeq and is a predicted model, not a curated record. The transcript is spliced from 6 exons. Gene Ontology annotation, molecular function: protein binding.
ACCGUGUUAGUCGAUAAAACAGCACUAGCCAGACCAGUCAUCGUAUCGUUACGUUGAGAGGAAAAGCCUUCAUCUCGCGUAUAAAUUCUCAUUCUGAAUUUUUUCAUAAACUGUACAUAAGUAUAUUCGCCAGAAAUAAUAACAAGCCCAAAGUUUCGUGAAAACUUACUACCCCGACGAGUUCAGUGGUGUUAUAUUAAUUUCAAAUCCCAUGAUUUGUAUCUUGAAGAUAUAAUUCCUUCCUACUUAUGCAGUAUCAAGCCUGUAAAUUUUAAUUAAAAAAUAAUGUUUUAAAACGCAUCGUCUCAUCUCGUCUCAAGAAACGUGAAGCCAAAAUCGAGACAAAGCACGGAGAUAAAAGUAAAAUUAAGAAGCAAGCUGGUUUCCUCUAAUUCCUUGGUUGGUGGGAUAUGCAUUCAUCAAAUUGAAACUGAUUUAAUUGUGAGCCGGUGGUGAGGUGAAGUUGUUCAUCCAGUUUUGACUCACGAAGGAAGCAGCCAAAACUAAACAAGAGAACGCAUCUUCCGCGUCAUUUGCAGAUCUUCUAAGUAAGCAACAUAUCACAAGGAAGACUGUUCAUUCAACGCAACCAAAGGCAAACCGUGGUCAAGAAGAUAUGGAUGUGCACUGAAUUUUAAAGCAUGACUUGAGCCAACAGGAAGACGUACCCGUCCACAUUUUUAUCAAGUGGUCGAAAACAAAAAUAAAGUUUCCACUACCGCUAAUUAGUCGGCAAACAAAUAUUUUACCUUCCCUUCCCAUAUGCCCUUCCCAUAUGCAAUGUGCUGUACUGUACAUUAUGUUGCAUACAAGGUGCAACAGCUAUAAAUUGACUAAAGAAAGGCGAAAUUAGGCAGCCAGUCUUUUGCUUGAGAAAGACAGAAAAGUCACAAACCCAACUUGUUGGAAUGCUUGUAUGAAAUACAAUGCAGACUCUAAAAUUAUGAAGCUUUUAUGCAACUUGGUGAAAAAAAAAUAAAUCCUAAAUUUUGUGGUUUCACAUAAGAUUUAGUUGGAGUGAUAUAUAUAUAUUUGUAUUUACAUGUGUGUAUGUAAAUGACACUGCAUGAAGCUGUUAAUUGUUCAAAUGAGCCAAACAACUUGUUGGAGUUUAUGAAUAAUUUAUGGAGACAGGUCAAACAUUUUUGUUAAAAUGCCCAAAAAUUGGACAAUAUGUUACCUCUCCAUUUAGUUGAAGGUUUGCGACUUGUGCUCCUAAUCAGAAAUUGGGAGUUUUAACACUUUCCAGAUUUACUUCUUUUUAAUACCAACAUCACGCCGUGGAACAGAAGUCGUAGUGAAUCGUUCAAUUUCUAUUCAGUCAGUGCAGUCAUUCAGAUGGUGUAACCUGAGAAGCUUUGAAGCUACAUAAGUAAUUGGAUUCAUUUAGAAAUAAAUCCUAGCAGUCCCAGACGUCCUGCACGUAAAGAAGAGGAUUCCUCAGCUACUGUCAUCACUGCCGAAAUAAGUAGCGUGUGACGGUUGACAUUGAACGAGAGUGGACCAGUUUCUACACCAAAAUUAUCAAAUUGUCGAUCCGUGGAGAGGUUGGGACAUGCACGGCUGAAGGAUGUGAAAAGGAGACACGACAGCCCUUGCAACCAUAUUGAGUCACACCAGGAGUAUUGAACAACAGCGGAAACGUGUAACGAUGAGACUUUUCAACCGACGGAAAGAGAUGGAAUUUGAUGACCCACGCCUCGUUGGAAUGUCGCCUUUGAAACCCACCGAGGAAAUUAUCGGAGGGCAAGCUCCCCAACUCAACAAAUCGAGUCGAACCAUGCCCACACUAACGGAAGAACGACCAACGACAGAAGGUCUGCUGCCAGCAACGUUCAAAAGGCCUCAGCAACCGGACAAGUGCAAAAUGACAAAUGUGUCCACGUGGAAAAGAGUGGCCCGACCAUGGGAUUCAUUGCGAAGAUCUGAAUCCUCGGAUCAGUUGAGCAAAUCCGUGAUUUCUCACAGAAGGAAAACUUUACACUUUCAUCCGAAUUCUGAAGAAAACAUUAAAUUUGAAGACCAAGAGGAACAUGUUGCAAGAAUCGCAAUGUCUGAAAGAAUCGACCCUCUUCGUCAGCAACAACACGAUACAAUGUCUUUGUCACCAAAGCGAAAAAUAGGUCGGGUUGAAUCCCUACGACUUUUAUUGUCAAAAUCUAACAGGAUUUAUCGGGGAAGAUUUGUCAAUUCCAAGCAAGAUAAAGGUACAAUGACAACCCAAGAUCUCAACUGUGAUUUGAACGACAACAAGUUCCAGUUCCCUACACUUUAUACUGAAAAUGAUGAGAUUUUCCACUCCAAAUAUUCUUCCAUUUCGUCCCUAAAAUCUGACACAAUUUUCAGCCCUUUGUCAGCCAUGAAUCAAUUUCGAAGUAGAUAUCAACUCCCAAAAGCCACAAGCUGUGAGAAUCUAUCCAUUAAAAAUGGAAAUCAGGGCAGAACGCUGCCAGGCUAUAGGGAUAUGUCCACGUCAACAACUCCGUUUCUGGAUUCUUCAUGCUUCUCACCACAACAAACUUUUACCACACAAACGACGAAUACCAAGCGGUCCUCAUUUCCACACGACUACAUCAUAAGGUCAAGAUUAUCCUCUUUACAGGAAGAACCUAAAAAAUGCCCAAUAAAACCUCCUCGAGUAUCACUUAUUCAAAAGCAGGACCACACUCAAAACUCGUGUUCAUUCGCGUCAAAUUUCGUACACAAAGGGUUUCACCACAGUAUGGGAAAUCUGCUAUCAUCGACCAAGGAAGAGGGUCAUCACUCAUCAGCCGUAGAUUGUGAAGACGAAGUAGAAAGUGUCUGCCGGAUAUUCAGCGACCAUAUCGACGACCCACUCAAGCAAAUCCGUAUUGAUUUACUGCACAGAAAUCCAUCCGAAAUUGAUGAGCAGAUCCCUAGCCCUACAUUCUGGGGACGAAGAAGCUACUCCAUCGGAGAUAUGCUGGCUGACAAGCGCAAGGUUGGCAAAUCUAAUAGUGGGAAUUCCAAUGGAGUAGAAGAAAGUGGGUAUGACAGCGACUCUACGAGAAAUGGACACGAGUCGCCUAGGAAUUCUGUCAAGUCUCCAGCAUCGUCGGAAACGGAGGCCGACAACAUUGAUCCAAUCAAAGAAGAAUGUUCAACAAUUAACAAGAAAUCCGAGACGACGUCUUUGGAUUCUCAAACAGGGUCCACCAAUGAUAGUGACACCUCUUCUGGGGGUUCAUCAUCGUGUUCAUUUCCGGCCAGUGGUGGCUGCUUAAUUACAAUUAAUACGAUUAAUAGAAACCCCAAGUUUAGAUCGUCCUCUGUCAAUGGGUUUCGAAAAGGCGAAGACGGUUCAAUUAUAGAAGUUACUUCUGAAAUAGAUCAAUCAGAAGACGUGGACUUUUACUCCCAUGCAACUGAUGGAGCCUUGGAACAGGUCAAAGAAAGAAAGACGACAGACUCAAUUGCACAAAUGGAACCCGCAGACCAUGUGACAAUUGGUUAUCAAGAAUCAAGUGGUUCAAGCGUAUUUGUCAGUGAUGGGGGGACAGAAGAGGAGAAAUCAAAAUCGAGAACGAAGGUGGAAGAAUCUGGCGAAAAGUUCACCACUACCCUACCAAUUAAAAAACCCAUGUUGAAUGAUGUACAAAAAGUUUCCUCUGCUCCUUCUCUGCGACUAAGAAAUCGUGUUCGAGACAAGGACCGUGAGUGGAAUUCUAUAAAACCAAGCAGAUCAAAGUCUCUUUGCCUGUCGAUUUUCACGGUCAGCUUCAACAAGGGGCCGAGAAAAAAGAGUCUUGGUUUCUCUAUAAUUGGAGGUUCAGAUUCACCCGUUCCAGGAAUAUUUAUCAAGCGGAUUUUCCCCUAUGGACAAGCCUCUGAAGAAGGGAGUAUAACGGAGGGGGAUGAGAUACUGUCAAUAAAUGGGCAUCCGCUUGCAAAUUCCACCCACGCGGAAGCCUUGCUGCUUUUCAAGAGCAUAAAAACCGGGGAUAUCUUGCUUGAGGUUGCUCGAAGAGAAUUCUUGGCGUCCAAUACGAGCCAGACGACGCUCAAACGCCAGUACUCCCAGCUCAGCUCCAAGUCGUGCGAACAGCUUCACAAGGCUUACUGAAAAUUGUCUGCUCUCAUUUAUGGAAAUGCAGUUAACGUUUGGGACCAAUCGUGUUUAUAGCUUAAAAAUAAAUGCACAAAUUAAUUAAUCAGGUCAAUUAACUAAUUAAGUCUUUAACGUGUUUAUUAUUCUUUAUUCCAGUAAUAAAUAUGUGUGUACAUACAGCCGUGGUUGAGUAGUAAUGAAGAGAAUAAAUUGAGUUACCACUUACUUCCGUCCUGUUUUAAAAUAUUAAAUUUUAUUUAAGAUCUAUGUAUUUAUAAGGUGUCAACAAAUGUGAUGCAGUUAAUUAAGACAAAAAUGAUAUUAACUGCUAAUAAAUCUUGUUUAAUUGAA